Molecule: messenger RNA, 1239 nt
Organism: Podospora pseudocomata
Lineage: Eukaryota; Fungi; Ascomycota; Sordariomycetes; Sordariales; Podosporaceae
Gene: SDH2
Product: succinate dehydrogenase complex, subunit B
Exons: 3
Coding region: 1-858 (285 amino acids)
Biological process (GO): respiratory electron transport chain; tricarboxylic acid cycle; aerobic respiration
Cellular component (GO): mitochondrial membrane
Molecular function (GO): 2 iron, 2 sulfur cluster binding; electron transfer activity
Source: RefSeq, a predicted model, not a curated record
AUGGCCGCUCUCCGCUCUACCGCUUCUGCUCUCUUGGGCGCCGCCGCCGCGAGGCCUUCGCUUCGCAUGGCCGCCGCCGCCCCGUCUGCCUUCCGCGGCAUGGCCCAGCUCGCCGAUGCCGCCCAGCAGAACAACACGGCUUCCGAGCAGGCCAACCUCAAGACCUUCCAGAUCUACCGCUGGAACCCCGACCAGCCCUCCGAGAAGCCCAAGAUGCAGUCCUACACCCUCGAUCUCAACAAGACCGGCCCCAUGGUUCUCGACGCCCUCAUCCGCAUCAAGAACGAGAUCGACCCUACCCUCACCUUCCGCCGCAGCUGCAGAGAGGGUAUCUGCGGCUCUUGCGCCAUGAACAUCAACGGCACCAACACCCUGGCUUGCUUGUGUCGCAUCCCCAACGAGGACAAGGCCGACAUGAAGAUCUACCCUCUGCCGCACACCUACGUCGUCAAGGAUCUCGUUCCCGAUCUCACCCAGUUCUACAAGCAGUACAAGUCCAUUAAGCCCUACCUGCAAAGAGAUACCCCUGCCCCAGAUGGAAGGGAGUAUAGACAGACCAAGGCGGACCGCAAGAAGCUCGACGGUCUUUACGAGUGCAUUCUCUGCGCGUGCUGCUCGACCUCGUGCCCUUCAUAUUGGUGGAACUCGGAGGAGUACCUCGGCCCCGCCAUCCUUCUCCAGUCCUACAGAUGGCUUGUCGAUUCCCGUGACGAGAAGACGCUCCAGCGCCAGGAUGCCCUUAACAACUCGAUGAGCUUGUACCGCUGCCACACCAUUCUCAACUGCACAAGGACAUGCCCCAAGGGUCUCAACCCCGGCCAGGCCAUCCAGUCCAUCAAGAAGCAGAUGGCUUUUUAAAUUUAAUGUGGUUUGGGGGUAACGGGAGAGCGGGAAGAGGUGGUGAUGUAGAAACGGGAGUUUGGGAUAUGAAAAAUAAAAGAACGACCUGGGUGGGUGGUGCGUGGUUCUUUUUUGUCUAGUCCGCAGAAAGGGUUUACUCGGGGACAUGCUUUUUUUUAACUAGACAUGUGUAAACUUGUACCUUUGUCUCCUGCAUGGUUGGAGUUUCACUUUGUCAGAGUAACAGCAAUGGAAAUGCUUUCUUGUUCAACUCUUUGAUAGGUUUUCGUUUUGUUUUUGUUUCAGGGGUAAUGCAGUCAUGAAAUACGGAAACGAUGGGUUUUUUCCUCCAAGAUGAUCAAUCUUUUGAUUUAAGUUAUGGAAAGGAAAGAAGUAGUA